UUAUUUGUGAUGGCUUACCCUUAUAAUCAUAAUAUCAAUGAUUAUUUUCAGAAUACCAAGGACAGAACCAUCUUUAUACCAUAACUUUCAAAGAAAAUGCGAAACAAUAGAAUAUAGGGAAGUGAAAAAGUCACAGAGUGAAGAAAUACUGCACGGAAAAGAUAAGCUGAUUGUUUGACGCAAUUAAUUAAGUUUCCAGUUUCCUGUUUGCGGGAAAAGACAACUUGUAAACAACAAAGUUUUAAGAAAAGUGCAGUAUUGAUAUUUUAUAUAUUAUAUAUUCACUCUAAGUUCAAUGACUUUUCCAGAAUAACGAUCCGAUAUCUUUUCAUUAUUCAGCGACUUUAUAUUGAUUAUCAGAAAAAAAGUGCGAGACAUAUAUGAUUGACCGUGCAUCUCGGGAUUUAUCGUUAAGUUAAGGUGUGUUUCUACAGGAAAACAAUAAUUAUGACAAUACAGUUUUAAACUAAAGUGGUUAAGGAUUUUGCAUAAAAAUGUCGACCACCUCAAGUUUCACAGUAUCAAACCCGAUUGAUAUUACUAGUAACGGAAGCUCUCAAGAGGCUUCCUAUUGUACUACCGAGGAAAUUGUUUCGUUAAGGCGACAUCAUCGUGUUAAAGAUGGAAUUAAACGUUUGACAGAAAAGUAUGAUUCUAUUGGUAACUUUAUUCCAAUGACUGGACGACCGCCGAGUAUAGCAUCUUUGAAAAGUGCAAAAGAAGAAAGAGAAAGACUUGCUUCUUUUGGAUCUAAUGGGUCAACUAGUAUCAGUCAAAGCCCAUCACGAACUUCAUUUGCUGAAGGGAUUAGCGAGCAUGAUUUGCUGCAAGUUGAAAUGUUUUACCGGAGUCAUAAGACUGAUGUUCAUGUAUGUCCAAGUUUAGCUAAUUUGUACUUUGGAAAAGUUGUUGGAAACAAAGACAAAUGGAAAUUCGCAAUGACCGGAAUACCUGUUCUGGUACUCGACACAGGAAAACACCAGCGUGACCGGAAGUUACAUGUUAUUCUUGCCGAAAAAGGUACAGGAUUCGUGCUUUGGAAAGAUAAAGUAGAUCAACUUACAGCAUAUAAAGCUCCUCAUGCCAAUUUCCACACGUUGCACCUGUCAACAGAUCAUACUCGUUUAGCAGGAUUAAGUUUUGACGAUAAAAAGGGGGCUGCAGAAUUUGUCAAAAAAUAUUUGGAAUACACAUCUGAUCCAGAUGAUGAACUACUCAAACUGAGUAAAGGAAAGAAGAAAAAAGUGAAAACUGAGAAACCUAAAAAAUUCAAACCACCGAAGAAAACGGAAAUUUCACAGCCAUGUUGUUUUGUUCAUGUGACUAAGCUCGAAAAUUCUGCUAUGGAGAACUUACAUAAUAAUAAAAGUGUCAUAUCUGGUCCAGUAGCAUUCGAAAAUUUACUGGAUGUACACGAUAAAAGAGAAAAAGACAGUUUAGAAGUUUCGAGUCUUCUUGGAAGUAAACUCACUAUAAACAGUGAUAUAAGUUCUACCGUGUCUGAAGAUCCAACCUCGGUUUCAAGUUAUCAGUCAGAAAAGGGAAUUCCGGACUGAAUACAAUAUUUUUUGGAAAUUCUUGUUUGAAUGGAUUCUAUGCAAAGUGCCAAUGUUAUUUGUUAAGUAUAUAUGUGAUUUCGUUUACAGUAGUUAUAAUUUGCAAUUGUUUAAUGUAACACAGUGCUUUUAUUUUAUAUAAAAUACCCCCAUUUUAA
Molecule: messenger RNA, 1714 nt
Organism: Mytilus trossulus (common blue mussel)
Lineage: Eukaryota; Metazoa; Mollusca; Bivalvia; Mytilida; Mytilidae
Exons: 2
Coding region: 495-1556 (353 amino acids)
Biological process (GO): regulation of transcription by RNA polymerase II
Cellular component (GO): nucleus
Molecular function (GO): DNA-binding transcription factor activity, RNA polymerase II-specific; RNA polymerase II cis-regulatory region sequence-specific DNA binding
Source: RefSeq, a predicted model, not a curated record